AUGACGAGCCUUUGGCUCAACUUUAGUUUGCUAGCAAAGCAGAGCUUGGUUCUCGGUAGAGAAAUGUGGCCGCCCAUCAUGCCAGUUGGAUCCAGCGUACAACAUCCUCUUCCAGGCAAAAGAAAAAAUAGCAAACAAGCAGCAAGUUCUGUCGUAGCAGCAGAAAUUGACACGUUCGAAGAAAGUGAUAGCGUGCAAAUUGAGGGGCUGGAGGAGUCCAUCGCGACUUGGGUUGGCAGAAAAGGAAGAGCCACUGCUGUGGUUGACAGAAAGACAAGAUACUUCAACACUCUAAGAAUGAAUGGCAUACUGGACCUGUUUGACGCUUUUGAAAGCUUUCAGCUAUCAAACUUUUCCGUUGAAACACAAGAGAAAAUCAGACAACUACAAUUUAUUGCUUCCAUAAUGAUUUUUUAUUUUUAA
Rhizopus microsporus ATCC 52813 is the source of this 423-nucleotide messenger RNA. RefSeq lists its product as uncharacterized. NCBI's taxonomy places the organism in Eukaryota, Fungi, Mucoromycota, Mucoromycetes, Mucorales, Rhizopodaceae. The record is from RefSeq and is a predicted model, not a curated record. Bases 1 to 423 code for a protein of 140 amino acids. The transcript has a single exon.